Messenger RNA from Odobenus rosmarus divergens (Pacific walrus), 977 nucleotides. RefSeq names its product transcription elongation factor A protein-like 4-like. The transcript has 2 exons. NCBI's taxonomy places the organism in Eukaryota, Metazoa, Chordata, Mammalia, Carnivora, Odobenidae. The record is from RefSeq and is a predicted model, not a curated record. The coding region runs from base 160 to 792 and encodes 210 amino acids.
CCCUCUUCCCCUGCGGUCGGGUCCGGAGCGGUCUGUGAGCUCCAAAUUGUUGCUCCAGGUUCUUUCAGGUCUGCGUGUCUGUUCUCAGCACUCUGCAAGGCUAGAAAAGGAGGAGGAAUCUGUUCAGAAUCCCUGCAGGACAGGAGGGGAAAUCUCAACAUGGAAAAACUCUGCAGUGAAAAUGAAGGAAUGCCUGAGAACGAAGAAAAGAUGGAAUACAAAGAACAGUCACAGGAUGCGGAAAAGCCAGAAGUAGCUUGUACUUUGGAAGACAAGGAAAAGUUAGAAAACGAGAGAAUGACAGAAGAUGAGGAGAUACUAAAGGAUAAAGAAAAGCCAGAGAGUAUGACAAAGCCAAAAGAUGGAAAGCCAGAGAGCGAGGGAAAGCCGGUGAGUGAGGGAAAGCCAGGGAUGGAGGGAAAGCCAGAGAGCGAGGGAAAGCCAGAGAGCGAGGGAAAGCCAGUGAGUGAGGGAAAGGUUGCAGGAAAGCACCCAGCUGGGGAUGAUGUACCCAGGAAGGCCAAAAGAAAAACCAACAAGGGGCUGGCUCAGUGCCUCAAGGAAUAUAAGGAGGCCAUACACGAUAUGCAUUUGAGCAAUGAGGAGAUGAUAAGAGAAUUUGAUGAGAUGGCCAGGGUGGAGGAUGAGGUGAAGAAAACCAGACAGAAAUUGGGCAGGUUUAUGUGGAUGCAAAAAAGUUUACAGGACCCCUUCCACCCGAGGGGCCCAAGGGAACUCAGGGGUGGGUGCAGGGCCCCACAGAGGGGCUUUGAAGACAUUCCUUUUGUGUAGUGCCCCUGGCAGGCAUUUGCCCAGGCCCUGUGCUUUAACCUUAUGCUAAUACUUGCUUUAGCUAUCACUCUGUUAUCCAGCUGCAGCCUUCGAUGUUUCAGUAGCAGAUUUUUGUCCAUUGCAUGGGAAAAUGUUUAUGGCAUAUUGUAAAAUUAAAAAGAAAAAAGUUUGGUGAACAAUAAAAA